GACAUUCAUCUGCUUGUACAGCAUUUUGCAGUCGGCUGCGUUUUAUUCAUUCAUCACCUGCUCUCCUGGCUGCAUCUCUCGGUUUGGCGUUUAUCUCGAGGUUUUGGGUUGUAAUUGAUGUAAGUGGGGUUCGGUGUUCAGGCUCUUUGGGGGUUUUUGUGCUCAGUUUUGGGAGGAAAUCUUCGUCUGAGAUGGGCUGCGCCGGAUUCACCUGCUCCAAGAAUUCCCUCUGCGCCCUCAACAUCCUCUAUGUGAUGGUGAGCAUGUUGAUGAUUGGCAUCGCUGCCUGGGGAAAGUGGUUUGGCCUGGUCUCGAGUUUCCAGGUGGUAGGGGGCAUCAUCGGCAUUGGGGUCUUUCUGUUCCUCGUCGCUUUGGCUGGACUCAUUGGUGCCAUAAAGCACCACCAAGUUCUUCUCUUCUUUUACAUGAUUAUCCUGUUCCUGGUGUUUGUGGUCCAGUUCUCGGUGUCCAGUGCAUGCCUGGCCAUUAACAAAGAGCAGCAGAAUGAGCUGUUGGAGGUGGGCUGGAACAACUCGCGGACAACACAGCGGGACGUGGAGAAGAGCCUGAACUGCUGCGGAUUCUCUCACAUGGAAGUCAACGACACUUGUCCUGCUGCAUGUUUCACUCAUUCCACAUGUGACACGUGUGCAGCGAAGAUCCAGGAGCAUGUUGGGGAGGUGCUGCGCAUCGUCGGAGGGAUCGGCCUUUUCUUCAGCUUCACUGAGAUCCUGGGGGUGUGGCUAACCUACAGAUACAGGAACCAGAAAGAUCCACGGGCCAAUCCUAGCGCCUUCCUGUAAACCCCAGCCUGGACAAGGCAACUUCCUGUCCUUCAUCCUGCAAACUCCUCUAACCACUGGACUUCUUACUAGAGCUCUGUACAACACCAGAAGUGUGUGUUUGCUUUCUCUGAAGCAGAGAUCAGUGCUCGUUCUCGCUGCUGCGUGUGUUGUUCAUUUUGAAAGAGUGCAGUGUACUGAGGCAAAAAAAAAAAAAAUCAUAUAUAUGUCACGGAGCUGAAUUUUUUUGUUUUGAAUGGAGCUACGACUACACCAAAUGAAACAGAGAAUUUUUAUGGAGGAAACACUUCUUCUGUUAGAUAGUUAAGGGCUAAAAGUAAUUGUCAUAUUUACUGUAAAAAAAAAAAAAAGACCAAACGUGGAGAAAAAAAACU
Pangasianodon hypophthalmus (striped catfish) is the source of this 1177-nucleotide messenger RNA. It is a transcript of the gene tspan13b, whose product is annotated as tetraspanin 13b. The record is from RefSeq and is a predicted model, not a curated record. The transcript has 6 exons. The coding region runs from base 192 to 803 and encodes 203 amino acids. Lineage: Eukaryota; Metazoa; Chordata; Actinopteri; Siluriformes; Pangasiidae. Gene Ontology annotation, cellular component: membrane.